Molecule: messenger RNA, 924 nt
Organism: Coniosporium apollinis CBS 100218
Lineage: Eukaryota; Fungi; Ascomycota; Dothideomycetes
Exons: 1
Coding region: 1-924 (307 amino acids)
Cellular component (GO): cytosol
Molecular function (GO): aldose reductase (NADPH) activity
Source: RefSeq, a predicted model, not a curated record
AUGUCUUCACACACAGAUGCCGCGGCGUCGUCUACGACCGGUUUCAACCACCGAGUUCCAUCACUGAUCUACGGCACAGCAUGGAAGAAAGAACGCACCACUGAGCUUGUAGUCCAAGCUCUCCGAGCUGGUUUCAAGGGCAUCGACACCGCUGCACAGCCGAAGCAUUACCGCGAAGACCUUGUAGGGGAUGGAGUUAGGCAAGCUGUGCGCGAUGGUCUUGCUCGGCGAGAGGAGUUGUACAUCCAGACGAAAUACUCGCCGUAUGCGGGAGAAGACGCUCCCUACAACGCCCACGCCACGAUCGCGGAGCAAGUCCAACAGUCUGUCGCAAGCUCAUUGCACAGUUUCCGCUCACUAUUAGAGACAGAUGGACCAGAUCAAGAGCCAUAUCUGGAUUGUCUGGUACUCCACAGCCCAUUACCGACCCUGUCCCAGACGAUGGAGGCCUGGACAGCUAUGGAGUCAUUCGUUCCAUCCAAGAUCCGCACUCUUGGAAUCUCCAACACGGACUUACGAACACUGGUAACGGUCCAUGAGCAUGCCAAAAUCAAACCUUCCGUCGUGCAGAACAGGUUCUACCCGGCCACCCACUACGACGUGAUGGUGCGCGCAUUCUGCAACGGGAACAACAUCCGUUACCAGUCCUUCUGGACGCUUACAGCGAACCCUCACCUUCUGGUUUCCUCGCCUGUCAGAACGCUUGCUUCCGAGGCUCAGAUCAGUGUACAAGCGGCGCUGUAUUCCUUGGUCAUCGGGCUCGGAAACGUGUCUGUUCUGAAUGGCACGACGAACGAGGGCAGGAUGAGGAAGGAUCUAGAAGAGGUGGAACGCGUGCAACAAUUCAAGAGUAGUGAUACUGGUCGCGCGUGUUGGCAGAAGUGCUCGACGGAUUUUGAGAGGACGAUUAUCAUGCGAGGAUAA